UAAAAAUGGCUACAGCAAUAAAGUAUCCCUAAAUAUUCUAAAAAUAGAUCCGUGUGAUCGAAAUGAAAAGUUGAAACAAUUUCCUUAAUAUUAAUUAAUCUACGACGUGUACAAAGUGAACUUUGAAUGCUGCAGGAUGAGUUCAAUGCCUUCAUUAUUUAAUGAUUGGCAAUCAAGGAUGCCAUACCCAAAGAGCAUCUGGUUCCUGUGCCAGAAUCAGAUAGGCUGUGAUGUUGUGUUUGAGGUUGGACCAGACUUGGAGAGGACUGGAGCUCAUUCAACUGUACUCAUGGGUAGAAGCUCUGUAUUCUUUGGAGAAUUUGCAGCUGGGGUACCAGACAAAGAAAUCCAGUUGCCUGAAUUUCAGCCUGAGGAAUUUUCAUGUUUCUUGGAGUAUUUAUAUACCGGUGAACUUAAGGUGACGGGGGUAAGUAAUAUGCAGAUACUUGCCCUGGCAGAGAAAUACAAAGUACAGGAAUUGAUAAAAUCAUUGGUAGCCAUUCAGCUAGACGACAUGACUGUGGAUGCUUUUUGUCCUUUUGUUAGACAGAAUGAGAAACAUAUGACAAAUUUGAUUAAAUUUAAAUGCCUGGAAUAUGCAUUUAAGAAUGCUGAAGCAGUUUUUCAGAGUGCUACAUUUCAGACAUUGCCCUUCACAUUCCUCGAAGAACUUUUAGCUCAUGAAAGGCUUGUAUUGAAUGAGGAAACUAUCUGUACAGCUGUACUAAAGUGGGCUUCAAAGGAGUGUGAGAUGAAAAGAUUGGAUGUUAAUGGACAAAACCAGAGAGCAAUUCUCGGUAAUGCCAUGUUCGAUAUAAGGUUUCCUCUACUCAGUCAAGAUUAUUUCACUGAAAAUAUAUCCGAGACUGGAUUGCUAACAGAUACAGAAGAGGUUCAUAUUUUGAAAUUUUUUCUCAAUCCAAAGAAAGCUGUUGGUAUUACCUUUAAAACAACGCCACGUGAAGCUCCAAGUAGUCCCUUUAAGUAUUCACCAACCACUGAAACACCUAUGGACGUUUCCGGUUUACUGGAUCCAGAUAUGCCUAUAGUACAUCCACUGACCUCCGCCAAGCUGGGAUAUGUCGAACGUUUUACUGAUUUCGGGCUUGGAUGGGGUUACCGUGGUGGCAAGAAAGAUGCUAUAAUACUUGUACCAAGCAAAGAUAUUCAAUUAGACUUUGUCUACAUUUAUGGUAACUGUAAACAAGAUGGCAAUAUGGAUGUUUUGCUUGAAAUUGUGGAUGACAAAGACUUUACUAUAUCCUCCACAGAGGCAAAGAUUGCUUGUACAACUACUAAACAAACAUAUGAACUGGGAGUCGAGAAUGAAAAUGGUUCUUAUGGUGUGAAGUUAAAUGCUAAUGUUGAAUAUCAUUUAGUUUUCACUAUAAAGGCAGAUAAUGGUUAUUAUGGAAAAGGUGGUAAAUCUAAAUGUUCUGCAGAAGGGGUUGAUUUCGAGUUUAAAACUAGUAGAUUUUCUUCAAAUAACACAAGUGUUUCUAUUGGUCAAUUAGCCGGGUUUAAAUUUGCAGUCUGUUGAACAUUAUUUCAUAUGCUGCUUUAAUAGGGACAUAACCCAUGGCCCAUGAUUUUAUUCUGUUGUAAUGAUAGAAGAUAUUUGUCUUGUUUUGAAGUUGUCAGAACUUUGUAGCUAACAGUAUAGACUCAGAUUAGACUACACUUAUGUAUAGGCUGGUCUGGCUUUAUACUGCUGGCAUUGAUGUGUAUGAUGUAUUCAGAAAGUUAGGCUGUAAAAGAUUUUGAUAGAAUAUUAUGGUGAUGAACUUAUUUUAUAUGACAAGAAACAGUAUAGACUGAUACAAUAGAAUUAAAUGAUUAAGCUUGACUUACGUGCAAGAUGAAGGUUAAUCAUUAUUUCAUAACAGAAGAGAAAACAAGCAUCUUGGAUUUGGAAUGCCUCGUUUUACUGGAGGUAAGAAAAAAGAAAGUCUGGAAGAGACACUGCACAAUUCAUAGUCUGAUGAACUUUACCAUUAGGUUUAAGCAACUUUCCCACACAUGGUGAUUUGAAUGCAUCUGAAAGUGUCAUCAAAAGAAUAAAUUACACCACAGUCUCGUGUAUGUAUCAUAGUACCUCAAAAAUAGACGCAUAAUGGAAAAUAAGGGCAUAUCGCUAAUACAUGUAAUAAUAUAAUUGCAUUUAAUUUCUUUAAGAUAAAUCUGCAUCCAAAAGUAAGUGCAAAUCUUUUUCUUGCAAGAAACUUGUUUCUGAAAAGAAGCACAUAAUGGGUAUUCUUUUCUAACUGACAGAUUUAAGAUGUUACACACAUGUCUGCAUGGAUCUUCUGUCAAAAUUUUCAUGUCAAGUGUUUUUAAGUAGAUAUAAGUUUUGAUAAAUGAAAAUUUCCAUGUCUAAUAAGGUUCUGUUGUUCUGUUAGAGCUUUAAAUUAUUCUAAGAAAAUGUUCAUACAUAUUUAUUCAUUUGUUUUGAUUUGAAAUUAUUUAUUUAAGAUUAUUGUUAGUUUUUACAGGUAUUAACUGUAUUGAAAACAAUGCUAAUUAUUCUAUGCAAAUGUGUAUAUAAUGUUCAUUUAUCAGCAUUAACCUGUCUGAAUUUCACUAAUUUAUGCGGAUAAAUACUAAUGACUCGGGGGUAUACAUACAUGUAUUAUACCUGGUUUAAUUUCUAGUUGAUAUUCUUCUGUUCACUGAAAAAAGGAGGGUACAAAGUCUCAUUCUAUUAGUGCUCAUGUUCUUCACUAAAUAUCCUAUAAACAUAUUUAUGGUUCUACAGUAUUUACAUUAAACUAGAUGAUUGAUAAAUACCUGCUUAUCAAAAUUUCAGCACUUUUACCUGUCAUAAUUUCAAACCCUCACAGUGUUUGAUCGUGUAACAUUAAUUGGCAGCUAGAAAGUGCUGCAGCCCUUAUCACAAUAAAUCUUACCACAAAUUUCGAUUUUAGGAGAAAUCUUAGUAUGUUAAAUUUCCUUUUUACAAAAUGCCCGAAAUAAUUUCGGGCAUAUUAUGUUAUACCCCCUGGAGUCUGUCCGUCCGUCCGUCUGUCUGUCCGUCCGUUAGCAAUUUGGUUUCCGGAGCAUAACUUAAGUUCCAUUUGGCCCACAGUAUUCAAACUUCAUAGGAUGAUUGUCCAUAUCGGGUAGAAGACCCCUAUUGAUUUUGGGGUCACAAGGUCAAAGGUCAAGGUCACUAUUACUUAGAAAUUGAAAACAGUUUCUUUAGCAUAACUUAAGUUCAAUUUGGCCCACAAUAUUCAAACUUCAUAGGAUGAUUGUCCAUAUUAGGUAGAAGACUCCUAUUGAUUUUGGGGUCACAAGGUCAAAGGUCAAGGUCACUAUGACCUUAAAACUGAAAACAGUUGUCGGAACAUGACUUAAGUUUCAUUUGGCCCACUGUGUUUAAACUUCAUAGUAUGAUUGUCCAUAUUGGGUAGAAGACCCCUAUUGAUUUUGGGGUCACAAGGUCAAAGGUCAAGGUCACUAUUACCUUAGAACUGAAAACAGUUUCCGGGGCAUAACUUAAGUUCCAUUUGGACCACAAUAUUGAAACUUCAAAGGAGGAUUGUUUUGUGAAGGAGGUAAUACUUUAUUUAAUUCCCAUGUCUUACAAAUGCUUUAUCUUUACUAAAAAAAAAACACUUUCAGGCAUAUAAUGCUCCGCCUAGCGGUGCUCUUGUUACAAAAUAUCUUAAGAAAAUCUGAAGUGCAAAAACUGGGAGGACAAAUAUAUAUGCAAACAUUAUGUUGAAAAUAUCACAAAUUUAAUUAGAAUUAUUUUCAACAUAAAUAUUGUGACGUCAUGUUUUGAUGUCGUCAUCAUUGAGAGUGCUAUAAAUACCUUGGCUUGUUUUGAGUAUACGCAAAGUUCAGUUCUUUGGUCAAAGGGUUGCUAUUAACAGGGAUUCAGGGGAAAUGUAACCGAUGAAAUAUCGUUUGAAUAUGAUAAUAUUAUGUUUAUCUAUAGUCAAGUAUUGAAUGUAAAAGAUAUUUCCAUGAAAUCUUAAGUGAACAGUGCUUUAAAUAAUUAAAAAGUUUUUCACCAUAGGAAAACAAAACAUAGCCAGAUAUCUCUAUUGUAAUCAAAAUGUAUAACAUUUUUUUCUUUUUCUUAUUUCAACAUACCUGAACAUGAGAUAUCAAGGAAAAAGGAAAAUAUCACUUUAAAAUGAUCUGUUUGACUAUAAAACUAACACAACAGAUUAAAAUGAUUUAGUGUAACAAUAACUGCAGCACACUUAAAAUUUAGUAUCACUCAAAAAUUUACGUCCUUUCAAAUAAUACUUUUAUACCUGCACAUUAUGUCAAUAUUAGAGAAUAAAAUUUUGUUUUUAACAAUUUUUCUUCAAUUUUACUCUUUCAAAUUUCAUAAAUUUGACAAGCAUAGAAAUGUUUUUGGUACAUGAGAUGGUGUAAAAAUGAUGACUGGUGGGUUCCACUCUGUUACACUUGAGCAAAGUCCAAGAAAACAAGAUGGCAUUAGUUGAUGAAAAAAUAGAUAAAUAGCUUAAGAUUUUGUAUGGAUGUAAAAAUAUUUACAAAAUGAACAGAAUAAUUAUGAUUUAUUUAAACAAAGAAAGGAAACAUAAAUAUAUAUGUAAAAAGUUCAAAAGCUAACAGAUGUUUCUUAUCUUAAGAUUUAUCAUAAAUGAAUGUUUUAAGAUGAAAUUUUAACUUUCUAGUAGCUAUGUGAAAAUGAUUUAAGAUUUGACUUAAUUAUCGUAAGUCAAUAACUGAAGAUAAAUUGUAAGAUGUUUUGUAAAAAUGUCUUCCGAAUAAAGUUUCCCAGCAGUUUAUUGUCCAAAUAUAUUCCUAUAUUAUACAUUUCAGUGUUAAAGAUUAGAAAAGUUUUUAUGUUCUAAAAAACCUUGUGUGGGUCAGUUGUGUUUUAAAACUUAUCAUUUUUCAUUGCCAUUAUAAUUAUAUACAUGUAUAUAAAAAUAUAUUGUGCAUUAAAAACAUUUUCAACCA
This is a messenger RNA of Ruditapes philippinarum (Manila clam), 4947 nucleotides long. RefSeq names its product BTB/POZ domain-containing protein 2-like. Gene Ontology annotation, molecular function: protein binding. The record is from RefSeq and is a predicted model, not a curated record. The transcript has 3 exons. Gene Ontology annotation, biological process: neurogenesis. Lineage: Eukaryota; Metazoa; Mollusca; Bivalvia; Venerida; Veneridae. Gene Ontology annotation, cellular component: cytosol. Bases 137 to 1540 code for a protein of 467 amino acids.